Heterobilharzia americana is the source of this 958-nucleotide messenger RNA. Lineage: Eukaryota; Metazoa; Platyhelminthes; Trematoda; Strigeidida; Schistosomatidae. The record is from the annotation of a GenBank genome assembly.
GUCACCCACCUUGUUGCAUGGCUAUCAAAAGUCAGUCAUUCAUCUAUCGGAUAUACCAAAGCUAGAACAAGCCAGCAUGUAGAUUUGCUGCAUUGAAAUUCACCGAAGACUUCAUACUGUCUCGCAAGAUUCAGAAAUAUAUACGUGGAAAUAAACUAGUUUAUACAUUGGUCGUUGAAGGUCGGAUAUUGAAGUAUGCUUCAAAAGCAUUCCAAUCCACCUAUUGGUUUAGAACGAAUGCAUCGAUAUUUUUGUUAUGUAUGCGGAACUCUCUUACCUCAUAAAUUAGAAGUUAAUGAUUCAUUGAUUUGUCGGAAAUGUAAAACUUCCACAUUUAUGCGUUGGUUCAUCAAUAUGGAAGCAAGUUUCAAUACUAAAGCUAAAUCAAAUCAGACGUAUCAUACUGAUAAUGAUGAAUAUGAAUCUACGUGUUUAUUCUUCCCAUCUAUGAUUAAAGGUGCCAAGAAGAUAUUAAGAUCAGAAAUUGCACUAAACCAAGCAUUAGAAUCACAGUUUGAAAAUGAUACACCACAACCAACAUUUGAUGGACCAAGUAUUAGGAAAGAAUGUGCAUAUUGUGGUAAUGAUCGGAUGACGUAUGUAACACUGCAAACUCGUUCAGCAGAUGAAGGACAAACUGUAAUAUAUACUUGUACACAGUGUGCUAAAAAAGAAAUUGAAAAUACAUGACCAAGUUUUUUGGACUUUCUGUAUUAUUUACUAAAUUGUUAGUUGUGUUUGCAUAAUCUUUGUUUGGUGCUCUCUAGCACACAGCCAGUCAUUACCUCCUCCUUUUGACAAAUAUAUACGCCGAAAAAUCUGCUUAAAAUUCAUACUACUUGUGAGUAGCGUGAUGUUUAAUUUGUAAUUAUCACAGCAGCACUCGUGUAUAGUCGAUUCCCAACCUUGUUUGAAGAAAACUAGGAUUUUAAGUCGACCUAAACUUACUCAUCUAUGA